AUGAAUGCUGAUACUUGUGUUUCUUAUUGUGAUCCGGCUGCCAUGGAUUCCUACUACAACGCAGCCUCCCAGGACACAGAAGGCUCCUCGCCUUUUAGGGCAUUUCAAGCAAGUGACAAGUUCAGCCCUACUUUCCUGGCCAGCAAAGGACAAGGCUUUGGUGACAGCAGCACUAAGUGCCGGAGCCGCUACAGCCAGCAGGAAUGUCAGUCCCUGGAUGGCAGUGUGCAGGCUGCCGGCUCUGCCGGGGCUCCGGCCUCCUUUAACAAAUACCCUCCGCAGCAACAGCCGCCGCACCUCUACAUGCAGCGAGGCCCUUGCAAAACCCCCCCGGACAGCAACAUCAAGCUGCAAGAGAGCAGCGGCCACAACGGAACUCUGCAGGUCUCCUGUUACGGUAAAGACAGUGCUUUGGGAGAGGCCGACUUGCAGCCGAGCUCUGACCCUUCGGGAAUGGAGAGCAGCUACCUCAGCGUGAAGGAGGCUGGGGUGAAAGUGCCCCAGGACAGGGCCAGCACAGACCUCCCCAGCCCCAUGGACAAGGCCGACUCGGAGAGCAACAAGGGCAAAAAGCGGAGGAACCGCACCACCUUCACCAGUUACCAGCUGGAGGAGCUGGAGAAGGUCUUCCAGAAAACCCACUAUCCUGAUGUCUAUGCCAGGGAGCAGCUAGCCAUGAGGACAGACCUCACCGAGGCUCGUGUACAGGUGUGGUUUCAGAACCGGAGAGCAAAAUGGCGCAAGAGGGAGCGGUUCGGUCAGAUGCAGCAGGUCCGGACCCACUUCUCCACUGCCUAUGAGCUGCCUCUGCUGACCCGUGCUGAGAACUACGCCCAGAUCCAGAACCCCUCCUGGAUUGGCAACAAUGGAGCUGCCUCUCCUGUGCCUGCCUGUGUUGUCCCCUGCGAGACGGUGCCCUCCUGCAUGUCCCCCCAUGCCCACCCCCACGCGGCCGGCAGUGUCUCCGAGUUCCUCGGUGUCUCCGGCCCUGGCAGCCACGUGGGACAGACUCACAUGGGUGGCCUCUUUGGCACGGCCGGGAUGAGUCCCAGCCUCAAUGGCUACGAGCUGAACAGCGAGCCGGACCGCAAGACCUCCAGCAUCGCUGCCCUGAGGAUGAAAGCAAAGGAGCACAGCGCCGCUAUCUCCUGGGCGACAUGACAGGGCUGCAGCCCAGUGCCCGUGACACGGAGAGAGCACAUAGGGACAGCUGAACAAAUCCAUCCGCUUGGACGCCAGACAGCAGUUGCCUCCUCGGGGAUCUGAAUGCAGCACUUUUAGCUACCCUAGGCAUAUAAAGUACAUAUGUUAAUGUAAGUGGAGUGUUUCCAGCAUGAACAUGGCAGCUCCUGGCUUCCUGGGAUCAGGCAGGGAGAGGGAGGCUGUGGAGCAGCACUUCUUCCAUCAAGAUCUGGGAUGAGAUGCAUCCCUCCUCACCACCACCUCCCCAGUAACCUGGGCAUUUUUUCUCCCUGCUAUUUUUUCUGACACCAGAUCUGCCUUUCCAAAGAGCAAGAGCCCACUGGCUUUUCAGCAGCUUCUCCCAUCCACCCAC
Messenger RNA from Chiroxiphia lanceolata (lance-tailed manakin), 1555 nucleotides. It is a transcript of the gene ALX4, whose product is annotated as ALX homeobox 4. Gene Ontology annotation, molecular function: RNA polymerase II transcription regulatory region sequence-specific DNA binding; DNA-binding transcription activator activity, RNA polymerase II-specific. Lineage: Eukaryota; Metazoa; Chordata; Aves; Passeriformes; Pipridae. Gene Ontology annotation, biological process: regulation of transcription by RNA polymerase II. The transcript has 4 exons. Bases 1 to 1161 code for a protein of 386 amino acids. The record is from RefSeq and is a predicted model, not a curated record.